AGCAGUUUUCCUUAUGUUACUGGAUUGUUCGGUAGUAUACUGCCUGCAAUAACUUUAAAAACAUUACAUUAGUGUAAAAAAAGUGUUGUAAAAGAAAAAAAAUAUUUCUUAAUAAUAAAAACCAAGCUAAUUUCUGAUUCGUUAAUAAUUAUGUAUUAAUCACAUUCAAUUCAGAUACUUUUUUCUACGCAAUAUCUCAUAUACUCAAAUAAAUUUUUGUUGUAAUUUAAACUGCGUUUCAAUGUCAAUGAUAAGAAGAAUCACAUUAGAGGAGGAAAUAAAAAAAAAUCCUCAAUUGAAGCUAUCCGAUAUACAAUCACUGAGAGAAUGGUGCGAGAAACAACCCCACUUACCAAAAAUUGAGGAUAGCUUUCUCGCUUUGUUUCUUCACAGCAAUUAUUAUAACAUAGAACCAACUAAAAAUACAAUUGAGAAUUAUUACACGACAAGGACACAUUUACCAGAAUUUUUUUGCAAUCGGGAUCCACUUGAAGAAAAAAGGCUACGACAAGUCUUCAAAGUCAUGGCUUUUAUCCCUUUGAGUGGAACAACGAAGGACGGUUACAAGAUGAUGUAUGGAACAUUUUUGAAUGCUGAUCCUUCUCACUAUAACUUUGAUGCUCUCACCAAAUAUUGUUUGAUGCUGUACGAUAUUUUAUUUCUAUCAGAGGGUACAAACAAUGGUUGUAUCUAUAUCACCGAUACUGAUAAACUAUCUUUUGGUCAUGUCGCGCGAAUAAGUCCAUUGGCAGCCAAGAAAGCUUUAUACUAUGUUCAAGAGGCAAUGCCAGUGCGUCUAAAAGAAAUCCAUGUCAUAAACGUACCACCUGCCGUGGAAUUGCUCAUGAAUAUUGUCAAACCUUUUAUGAAGAAAGAGAUGAUAGACAUGAUACAUUUUCAUUCAUCGUUGGAAAGCCUUUCCAAGUACAUUCCGAUAGACGCACUGCCGAACGAGAUGAAUGGAAAAGGAGGUUCAAUACAGGAAUUAGCCGAAAUUCAAGUGAAGCGACUCGAAGACUAUCGUGAAUGGUUCCUGCAAGACGAAGCAACCGGACGUGUUAACGAAGCGUUGAGAAUUGGCAAGAGCAAGUCAGCGAAUGAUUUGUUCGGUGUAGAGGGUAACUUUAGAAAACUCGACAUAGAUUAAUGAAACUGUAGGUAUAAUCUUAUAAGAUUUACAACUAUAACGAUUUAUAUGUAUGAAUACGGUUAUAACUAAUUAUUACAUUUUCAUAUGGGAUUUUUUUUUUUGUAGUAAGUAGGGUAAAGUCGGUUCUUUACGCCGCGGGAGGAUGUACGCCGCAGUAGUCAGAAAAAAUAGAAGAAAUAAAGAUAGUUUGCUCACAACCACUAUGUGCCUUUAUGCUAUAUUAAUAUUGUAUUGUAAUUACAGUUCUUUAUUGUUAUUAACAAAUUUUUUAUUAUAAUAUUAACAAAAAUAUCUUGUAUCAAAUUAAUUUUUUCAUAUAGAAGUAGCGCGAUCGUGUAUUACCAUCUACGUAAAAUGAUUACUGUAGAAAAUAUAAAAGGCAUAAUGAUUAUUUCAUAAUAUGUAAAUGUAGAGCGAUAGUAAAGGAUGAAAUACAAGGAAGAUACAAAUGCAUA
Molecule: messenger RNA, 1605 nt
Organism: Solenopsis invicta (red fire ant)
Lineage: Eukaryota; Metazoa; Arthropoda; Insecta; Hymenoptera; Formicidae
Product: alpha-tocopherol transfer protein-like
Exons: 4
Coding region: 242-1147 (301 amino acids)
Cellular component (GO): membrane
Molecular function (GO): phosphatidylinositol bisphosphate binding
Source: RefSeq, a predicted model, not a curated record